AAUAAAAACUGAAAUUAGGUUCACAUUUGAGUGAACAAUUUACUUGGACUUCCGUCGCCACCACAACAAAGUCCGCAUCAAAAUUUCAUUUAUCAAGUUUCGCAUUUUAUUUUAAAUUCUUUUGUCAAAUUUGAGUAUGGCUUUUAGCGGCGAAUUGAUACCUGGUAUAUUUUGUCCGGAUGAGAACAUUGAACAGUUUGCAACUCUUUACGCCAAUGAUAAUGUUUCCAAAAGAAUUAUUAUGUCCUCGGUUCUUAACCCGUAUGAUCUGCCGCGAUAUAACCAUCCGCACGUUUCUACUGAGUAUUUUCCCCGUAACUAUGUUAAUAAGAGCACAACUAGCUCGCAUCAUGUAGCAAGAAAUUUUCAUGGAUCGGCCAGAUCCUCGAGGAAUUGUGGCUAUGGAGACCACAAUCCGACGCCUUCUUAUCAAAACUAUAAGCCGGAAUAUCCUUCUAGAAGGAUCAGUUCACCGCAACACUACAACGGAUUUCAAAACCAGAAUUUCGUUUACCAACCUCCACCAGGACCUAUAUAUCCUUGGCUUUAACAUAAAUGGAAAAGUCAAAAUCCAUACGCUUAAUAGUUCGGUCAUAAAGUUACAAUCGGUCUUUGUCCCUUCUUUUUUUUUUUUUGUAGGUGAAAAAUUUAAAGUUUUGUAUAUUUAACAGUAGAUACGGUGGUGGCUUAUGAAAUGUAAAAUAAAAUUGUCGAACUAA
Messenger RNA from Drosophila ananassae, 719 nucleotides. RefSeq lists its product as uncharacterized. Bases 137 to 550 code for a protein of 137 amino acids. The transcript has 3 exons. The record is from RefSeq and is a predicted model, not a curated record. Lineage: Eukaryota; Metazoa; Arthropoda; Insecta; Diptera; Drosophilidae.